AUUUGAACCACUCGACAAAAUAUACACGUUUGCCUUCCAUGUGUCGAUAAAGGCAAACAAAAAGUGCGAAACGACUACAUGACACCAUUAAAUAGAAGCGAAAAAUCAAAUAUUAUAUGCUAGCCUUUUACAGUGAUAUUGGGUAUUGAAUAUAGAGUUUUACACCACUUCAAGCCCGCGUCAUAUUCCGAUUAUUCGGCACGGUAGUUAUGUUGAACCACUCGUUGUAUCCUGAAAACUAUCGACAGAUAGGUGAAAGUUUCGUUAUGGAGUACUACGAUACCAUGCAGCGAGAUAGAAGCUCUCUCAAACUUUUUUAUCACAACCAAGCAAGGAUGACAUACGAAGGUGAUGUGUUAGUAGGUCAAGAUAAAAUUGGUGAAAAGUUUCUUUCACUUCCUGCUAAUAAAAUUCAGGUGGGUAUAACUAAUGUUGAUGUUCAUCCAAACGAAAAUUCCGUUCUUAUUUUUGUCUGUGGACAAGUUCAGUGUGAUGAAGAUCAGGUACUACCGUUUUGUGAAGUGUUUUUCCUUCGCAAAUUUAACCAUUGUUUUCUCAUCACCGAUUCUAUGUUUCGUUUGGGUUUGCAUAAUUUCUAACAUGUAUUCAACUAUCCUAAUACUUGUUAUAUUUGCAUGUGCUUGUUAGUCUAUCAUUGGUUCUCUGUUGCAACAGAAAAUUGAUCUCACGGAUAAACUGUUGCAAGCAUAUAUUUAUUGUACUAUGAUGUUUGUAAACAAUAAAUUUCUAUCUACUGCUUCUUAUUAUUUAUGUCAUGCAAACUUACUCGAAUACAGAAACACAUGAGAUUAGAUUUUCGGUCAGUCAGCUUUUGCUUCAG
Messenger RNA from Schistosoma bovis, 841 nucleotides. The record is from the annotation of a GenBank genome assembly. Lineage: Eukaryota; Metazoa; Platyhelminthes; Trematoda; Strigeidida; Schistosomatidae.